CUGUUGUAGCGUCCUCUGCUGCAACUAUCGUGGAGUCGAGUGUUUUGUGUCGUGAUGUCUUUGCAGGUGUACUCCUGGAGCUUUUAAAAGAAUGGCUACGGAGUGUGUAUAGUGCGGUUGCGGUCAUCAGCGCAGGCACCGAGUAGCGAUCACUGCGUUGAACACCACCACUCUACUGAGUCACGAUGGAGUCUUGUUUAGCUGUUGAGCGUGAGAUUGACAAAGUGCUUAGUAAAUUUGGCACUCUGAACGAACACACGCAAACCACGCUGAGUGACUUGAUAGCCCAGGGACAAGAAAUGUACCGAGAGCUCGGCGAAGGUAACUACCUCUUGGCUGUCGCUUUGAAACUGCUAACAUUUCUGUUUUGCGCAGUACCUGCCGACGCUGACGUGACGACUUCGCAUGGCAUAGCCCUCACGCAGUGCGCUCAGAAAAUGAAGGACCUGAGCAGUUCGCUUGCGACAGAGCACCGAGAUUUGCACGGAACCGUGUCUAAAGUUGGCAAAGCCAUAGACAAGAACUUCGUGCCCGACUUCUGGGCCACAAGCAACGAGGAUGUGUUCGAUCGGAGUGACAAGAAGAAGGCGCUCAACCAGGUGAUCGUGGAGCACCUGCUGCGCCAGGGCAUGCUGGACAUCGCCGAAGAACUGUCGCGCGAGGCACGUCUAGAGUCCGCCCAGAAGGAGCCAUUCGCCGAACUCAACAACGUCCUCGACGCGCUGAAGCGGCGCGAUCUGGGACCCGCGCUCGACUGGGUGGAGCAGCACGAACUUCAGGGCACGGCCCUGCACUUCCAGCUACACCGGCUUCACCUUGUGGGGCUGCUGCAGCGCGCAGCGGCGGCCGAGGCAAUCGUGUACGCCCGCGCCCAUCUCGCGCCGUUGGCACGGCAGCACGAGCGCGAUUUGCAAGUGCUGAUGGGUAGCUUAGCGUUCCUGCGGGUGCCCGGCGGCCUAUCGCGGUCGCCGUACGCCUUUCUGCUCGAGCCGACGCUCUGGAGCGACACGUGCGAAGCGUUCACGCGCGAUGCCUGCGCGCUUCUUGGCCUGUCGGUGCGCAGCCCGUUGGCGGUGUGCGUCGAGGCAGGCAGCUUGGCCCUGCCUGCGCUGCUCAACAUCAAGCAAGUGAUGAUGCAGCGCCAGGUGGCCGGCGUGUGGAGCUCCCGCGACGAGCUCCCCAUCGAGAUCCGAUUGAGCCGUCAGUUCCACUCGGUGUUCGCCUGCCCCAUACUGCGCCAGCAAAGCAGCGAUACCAACCCGCCCAUGAGGCUCGUCUGCGGACACGUCAUUUCGCGCGACGCCCUUCACAAGCUGGCCAGUGGCAGCAAGCUCAAGUGUCCCUACUGCCCGGUGGAGCAGAACCCUUCCGAUGCCCGGCUUAUUCAUUUCUGAGUGUACAGUAAACUAUGAAAUCGACCAACUCCUCGCGAUACUGAUGGUUGAUGCAUGGCUGCCCGAUAGAUAUUCUGGCGUGAUGAACUGUAAUAUGUGAGAUGGCAUGAAAGUUAUAAAUCGUGCAAAGCCGCAGUGUUGGUAUGUUUGACUUGGCUGAACAAGUCCUUGAUCAAAGACUUAUUUGCACUCUGAUGCAGACCUCUUUCUGCUCGCAUUCACGUUGAGAAUUAUCAUGUUUUGCAAACAAACAUUAAAAAUUUGGCAGUGCAUUUUUUCUGAAUUUCAUUCGUUUAUGGUGGAAAAUGUGCAGUGCACCAUAUUUUUUCGUGUCAGGCCGCAUAUGGUGCUCUGUUAGAAGACAAAUUUGGUGUUCGUGCAUUCAUUACCUUUUGUUUCAUUAGUUUUGUCCAAUACUUUGUGGUAUUUCUGUUUUAUUAAAUAUAGUGUCUUUAUGCCU
Molecule: messenger RNA, 1854 nt
Organism: Rhipicephalus microplus (southern cattle tick)
Lineage: Eukaryota; Metazoa; Arthropoda; Arachnida; Ixodida; Ixodidae
Gene: Sou
Product: required for meiotic nuclear division 5 protein souji
Biological process (GO): proteasome-mediated ubiquitin-dependent protein catabolic process
Cellular component (GO): cytoplasm; GID complex; nucleus
Molecular function (GO): protein binding; ubiquitin protein ligase activity
Source: RefSeq, a predicted model, not a curated record